AUGCUUUCGAUAAGAAAUUAUAUUCUGAGAAGAUUACCGGUGAAAAGUAUUUCAAAAAGCUAUAAUUAUAACUCAGGACUUUGGUAUAGUACAGCCAAAGAUUUAAGCCCAAAAAGUGAUAUUCAACUAAAGUACCAAGAUAAAUUGCUACAAGAAGCCAAGAAAAGGGGAUUAGCAAGUGUUGAUGAACUAAAAGUUGCAUUAAAAAAAGAGAUAGAAGGAAAAAAAAAAGAGUUCAAUAAGGUAGACCCACUUCAAAAAUUUGAAGAAUAUAUGCGGAAUACUCAAAGUCAGAAUACUAUUAAGAAAGAAGCAAUGCCAUUUGAUCCUUCAAUUAAACAAGAGCCCUUUAAAACAUUGGAUAGCUAUGUAAAACUUGAUAAAAUAAAAGAAUUAUCUCGUCAAGAAUGUGAAUAUUUGUGGAGAACUCGUUGGUCAAAAAUUGAAGAUUCCUUACACGCAGUUAUUCCAAGUGAUGUAUUUGAAAGAAUGAUAACUAUCGCCAAACAGAAUCCUAUGUUUGUGCUACCAUUACCGAGAGAAGCAAAUAUUUCAGAAGCUGAAAGAAAUCAAAAUGAAACUCCUAUGGAAUUACAAUAUGUCCAGUGGAUUUUUGUUGGGGCCAAUACUAUUCAUUGCAUUAUUACAUCGUUGGCAGAAUAUAAAGCGCAUGGCACAUUCUCUCGUCCACAUACCACUUUAGAAUUUCAUACGGAACUGUCAAAAGAUAAAGGUUUUGUAUUAAUGAACGGUCAUGUAGAAACACGUUCUGGCUAUUCAUUAACUGAUGCACACUUGUUAUUAUUAAAUAUUCAAAGAUUCUGGGGAGCUACAGGAUCUGAUACACCUAUUGGUAAACAACGUGUUAAUCUAUUAAAACAAUUUACCACUGGUAGCACGGAAUUUUCUGUAGAUAAAUUGAUUGCGUUAGCUCAAUCGACAGAAAUUUGA
Messenger RNA from Henningerozyma blattae CBS 6284, 951 nucleotides. It is a transcript of the gene ATP11, whose product is annotated as Atp11p. The transcript has a single exon. The record is from RefSeq and is a predicted model, not a curated record. Gene Ontology annotation, biological process: mitochondrial proton-transporting ATP synthase complex assembly. Bases 1 to 951 code for a protein of 316 amino acids. Lineage: Eukaryota; Fungi; Ascomycota; Saccharomycetes; Saccharomycetales; Saccharomycetaceae. Gene Ontology annotation, cellular component: mitochondrion.